Molecule: messenger RNA, 4864 nt
Organism: Drosophila erecta
Lineage: Eukaryota; Metazoa; Arthropoda; Insecta; Diptera; Drosophilidae
Gene: Bsg25D
Product: blastoderm-specific protein 25D
Exons: 7
Coding region: 402-3902 (1166 amino acids)
Biological process (GO): microtubule anchoring at centrosome
Cellular component (GO): centrosome
Source: RefSeq, a predicted model, not a curated record
ACGAUAGUUUGCGAUAGUGCCACCUCCGUCGCAAGUUCGCUUACUGGCCACCAGAGCGCGCCACGGUGCUCGGUAUUACUGCAUUAUUGUUUUUUAUCAACUCGCUAGAAAUUACGCUAUUCCCAAAAAACCGCAAACCCGCGAGUGUUUAUGUUGCGUUCCGAAGUGCAUAUCAUAGAUUAGUAGUAUUAGUUACCCCGCAAUCGGCCUGCUAUCCAAAAAACACGCGUGAUUCCCCUGCCACCCACGCACAUAGACCCCGAUAUUUCUCUUUUUCUUGUUUUCGACCCCUGACUGCGUUUGUGGAUUUUCCCCCAGAAAAAAAUAAGGCGCAGAGAAAACGCAAUUCAGCAGCAGAUCGAUUAGAACGGCAGCAAACUGAAUCCCCCGGGAUACGGAUAAUGGAGGUUUCCGCCGAUCCGUACGAGCAGAAGCUCUACCAAAUGUUCCGCAGCUGCGAGACGCAGUGCGGACUUCUGGACGAGAAGUCCCUGCUGAAACUCUGCUCCCUGCUGGAGCUGCGGGAUCAAGGAUCCGCACUGAUCGCCAGCCUGGGCGGCAGCCACCAGCUGGGCGUGUCCUUUGGCCAGUUCAAGGAGGCGCUUCUCAACUUCCUGGGCUCCGAAUUCGAUGGCACGACGUCAUCGGGUUUUAUUGAGCGUUCACUGGUGAUUACGGAUGAGCCGCUGACCAGCACAUAUAUUGAGAGUCCGCCGGAGUCUUCCGACCGCGAAGUUUCACCCAAACUCGUUGUGGGCACCAAGAAAUACGGUCGCCGGUCCAGGCCACAACAGGGUAUCUAUGAGUUAUCCGUCACGGACUCGGACAAUACGGAUGAGGACCAGCUGCAGCAGGAGAAGCAGCGAAGUCUCAAUGGCUGCGAUGAGCUGGGAGUUCAGGUGCAACGUUCCUCGUCCCAAAGCGAUCUUCCUGGCAGCCGGCGCCUGCGGUCCGUCCACACCAGUGGUAGUAAACUGAAGCGGUGUGCUUCACUGCCAGCACGCCGGAAGAUAAACAGCAACAGCACGGGAGCAGCUACAUCGCCGACGGCAGCAGCCAAGUUGAAACAUCUGUCCAUCCAGAGUCAGGCGCAGCACAGCAGCAGCGUGGAAUCCCUGGGUAAGUUACCACUGGCCAGCAACCAACCCGAACUAUCCCAGAUUAGCCGAUCCCCUUGUCCCUGCCACCCUCUGUUGUUGUUAGCCCAAAAUGCGAAAAUUACGUUUGAAGCAAUGAUAAAAGUAAAACACUUGUCGGUACACAACGUAGGCCAUCACCUGGCCGCCAAUCCCGCACCGUCGUCCGAGCACUGGAGAUGCUACCACGGCGGCCGUUGGUCAUGCUGCAAAGACACCGUGACGCCUCAGCAGCUGGAGACGAUCUCAGUGCAUAGCAUUAUUGAAGCCUGGGAGCUGGCCAGCAUUCCCAACACUCGCAACCUACUUCACGUCCUGGGCUUCGAUGAGGAGGAGGAGGUGAACCUGCAACAGCUAACCAAGGCGUUGGAGGAGGAGAUGCGUGGCCUGGACGGCGAUCACGAGCAAUCGAAUAUGCUGCGCGCUCUGGCUGCUCUGCAGGCCGCAGAAUUGGGCAACUACCGAGUUGCCUAUAGGCAGCAGCACGAGGAGAACCUCAAGCUGAGGGCCGAUAACAAGGCGGCCAACCAAAGGGUGGCUUUGCUGGCCGUGGAAGUGGAUGAGCGGCAUGCCUCACUGGAGGAUAGCUCCAAGAAGCAGGUGCAGCAGCUGGAGCAGCGACAUGCCAGUAUGGUGAGGGAACUAACGCUGCGGAUGAGCAAUGACCGCGAUCACUGGACCAGCAUGACGGGAAAGCUAGAGGCGCAGCUUAAAUCGCUAGAGCAGGAGGAGAUCCGCCUCAGAACGGAACUGGAACUGGUGCGCACGGAGAACUUGGAGCUUGAGUCGGAGCAGCAGAAGGCUCACAUCCAACUUACAGAGCUUCUCGAACAGAACAUUAAGCUCAAUCAGGAACUGGCCCACAGGCCGAGCAGCAUUAGUGGCACUCCGGAGCACAGUCCAAUGCGACCAGGAAGGCAUAGCGAGGACAAGGAGGAGGAGAUGCUCCAGCUAAUGGAGAAGCUGGCUGCUCUUCAAAUGGAGAACGCCCAGCUGCGUGAUAAGACUGACGAACUGACCAUCGAAAUCGAGAGCUUAAAUGUUGAACUAAUUCGAUCGAAAACCAAGGGCAAAAAGCAAGAAAAACAGGAGAAACAAGAGGACCAGGAGUCGGCGGCGACGGCCACCAAAAGGCGCGGAGAUUCGCCAAGCAAAACACACCUCACAGAGGAGAGCCCUCGUCUAGGAAAGCAGCGCAAGUGCACCGAAGGAGAGCAGAGUGAUGCCAGCAACAGCGGAGAUUGGUUGGCUCUAAACUCUGAGCUCCAAAGAAGUCAAAGCCAAGAUGAGGAGCUAACAAGCCUCAGACAGCGGGUGGCUGAGUUGGAGAAGGAACUCAAGGCUGCAAGGGAGGGCAGAUCUCUCACUCCGGAAAGCCGCUCCAAGGAACUGGAGGCCAGUCUCGAGCAAAUGCAGCGCGCCUAUGAGGAAUGCGAGGACUACUGGCAAACGAAACUCAGCGAAGAGCGGCAGCUGUUCGAGAAGGAGCGACAGAUCUACGAGGAUGAGCAGCACGAGAGCGACAAGAAGUUCACCGAGCUGAUGGAGAAGGUGCGCGAGUACGAAGAGCAGUUCAGCAAGGAUGGCCGAUUGUCGCCCAUUGAUGAGCGGGAUAUGCUGGAGCAGCAGUACUCGGAAUUGGAGGCCGAGGCAGCCCAACUGCGCUCGAGCUCCAUUGAAAUGCUCGAGGAGAAGGCUCACGAAAUUAGUUCUCUGCAAUCGGAGAUAGAGGAUUUGCGACAGCGAUUGGGUGAGAGCGUCGAGAUCCUCACGGGCGCCUGUGAACUCACAUCGGAAUCGGUAGCCCAACUGAGUGCCGAGGCGGGAAAAAGUCCAGCCAGCUCACCCAUCAGCUACCUCUGGCUGCAGAGCACCAUCCAGGAGCCGGCGAAAUCCCUAGCUGACUCCAAGGAGGAAGCCACCGCCAGUGCCAUCGAACUGCUCGGAGGCUCACCAUCGCACAAGACAGCCAGCCGCAAUAACCUCACCACUUCGGAAACAUCCAUCUUCAGCACAACACCCUUCGAAAGCUCUCAGUCCGGUCCUUCGCCUACGAAUAGUGGCACUACCAAUGCCUCCGGCGCUAAUGCCGCUCCAGCUCCGAUCAGCAAACCCAAGAGGGCCCAGAGUCCCCAAAUUGCUCCAUCGGAGGGAGAGAUAGCCGAUUGUGAGACGUCGUCGACGGCGUCCAACAAGAGCUUCGAAUCCAACAGUAAAACGUCUUGCCUUAGCCACGAAAAGUGCAGCAGUCCGUCGGCACUGAAGGAGGAACUGAAGCGCCUUAAGUUCUUCGAGCUGUCGCUCAAGGAGCAGAUCAAGGAUUUGAGCCUGCAGCGGGACGGUCUGGUCAUGGAACUGCAGCAGUUGCAGGAGGCGCGACCCGUUCUCGAGAAGGCAUAUGCGCGAACCACGCAUCCAACGCUUCAGCAGCGACUGAACCAAUUGGAGCUGCGAAAUCGCCAUCUGCAGAAUGUCAUCAAGCAGCAGCAGCAAUACACCGAGUCCCUGAUGCAGCAAUCCUGGCGGCAGCAUCAAGUGGAGCUCAACGAUCUGCACAGCCGAAUCGAAACACAGGGUGUUUUGCUGGCGGAUCAGACACAGCGACUGCAGAGUGCCGACAUCCUGGUGAAGGACCUCUAUGUGGAGAACUCCCAUCUGACGGCCACAGUGCAGCGGUUGGAGCAGCAGCGAGCUAGGGUGAACCUGAUUCAUCAGCAGCAGCAGCAACAGCGACUUGUGGGCGGCGGACUGCCCGGCAUGCCUUAGUUUGCCCCACCGGCAAACGGAUAUAGCUUAUAGUUAAAUAUGAAAAAGACAACCUGAGGAUAGGUGCUCAGCAUCAGCAGACAUCGAACAUGCACCUACCCAUAGAUCGUUAUGAAUGUUUAAUCAUAUACAACACUCGGUAGAUUAAGUUUGCAUACUCGUCGUAUUCGUACGUUGCGUUUUUGUGAAUGAAUGUGAAUCCAUGUUGUUCGACACGAGAGCACCGCAGCAAUAACUACAGUGACUAUAAUCUAAACUUAAACUCACCCACGCGCAAAUGAGGAACAAUCCACACUAGUGUACCAAUUUGUAACACAUCUAGUAAUCGACUAACUAAUACGAAUGGAUAAACUAUUUACACGAGCUAAAGGCAUACAUUCGAUUGGACAUUUACGAAGAAGUAUCCACGUAAUAUAUGUUCGUGCAUGUCUCACUGCAAUGUUGAUCUUACUAAUUGACUACUGAAACAGUUAUCGUAUAUUAAUUAUAUUAGAAGAAACAGUAUUUUAAAUUUGUUAUGCGUCUGAGUAGGCGAGCACGUUUAUCAAUGUUUAUCACGUGCCCAAUCAAAUGCAUCGGAAUUGUUGUUAAAUUUAUUGAUAGAGAAAAUGAAAAUGAGCGUAAAAGAUGAUCUAUGAUAUUGAUGUAAUAUGUAACGACAAAAGACCUGUAAAGCUGUAACCAUACACACGAAUCUAUGUAUUUAAAUUGCGAUUUAAGUUAGCCAAUACUCUUCAAUAUUGCUUUUGCGAACGCGAUCUUUUGUUAAACGUUUAUUCGUCCCCAUAACUCACUCGACUUAUAUGUAAAGAAAAAAACCUCAACUUAGUUUAUCAAUCACACGAUUUUGUGUAAUCAGUGCUUAAAUCAAUACUUUCGAUCAAAAUAGAAGUUUACUUUUUAAAAGUAUAAAAAAAUAAUACAAAAAAAAAAACCAAAUAUACAAUUAUUUAUAAAACCAA